AUGCAACAUGGGGUCGAAAACACUCACCUAGAGAAGAUCAUCUACGAGGAGGCAAUUACUGGAAAGACAGUCACCUAUGGACUCUUUCAUCGUCAAAUUCGCCAGACGGCAUAUAAUUUGCGACAAGCGAUAUCCCUGAGGCCGGGAGAUGUCGUGUCCAUUUCUGCCUCGAGCUGCAUCGAUUACAUUUUGACAGCCCAUGCUGUCUGGUGGGCUGGUGGUGUUGUGAGCGCAAUCAAUAAUAGUCUACACGUCGAUGAAAUCGUUCACGCCUUAGAUCUCAUCAAACCGAGAUACUUCAUAGUCGAUAGUACGCUGUACGGCAAAAUCCCUGCUAUCACGAAAGCUUCACACCACGCGCGUUCACAAAAUGAGAUGGCAAUCUUCACUAUUGGUAGCGAGGCCAGUACGAACUGGCCACCACUUCCUAUUGUCAAUUUGCCCUCGAAGGAGAAAGGACUGGAACUACACAAUCCUAUCCGCGCGAAUACAUUCGAUGCAAGAAAGACCUGCGCAGCAAUCUUGCUUUCGAGUGGCACGACAGGGGCAUCCAAGGCAGUGAUGUUAUCACACCAUAAUCUCGUUGCCGCUUGUUUUCAGCUACGGAGUGACAAUCCUCAAAAUUGGCGGGGAUCCCAAAGAGAGAUUUUCUUCCCGCCGUUGUCUCAUGUAUAUGCGCUUUACGUCUGUUUCACUAUGAAUCUUUGGUUGGGAUCUUAUGUCUGUUUGAUGCCUCGAUUUGAUCUAGAGCUCUACUGCCGCCUGAUGCAAGAUCGUUCAGCCACACUGGCAAGAAUCGUCCCUGCCGUUGCCAGGAUGCUGGGUGAGAGCCCAGUUGUCGGUAAAUACCAAUAUCCAAAGUUGGAGUAUUUCAGUUGUUCUGCUGCUCCAUUACAUGAAGAGACAGCGGCGAAGCUGCGCAAAGCGUUUCCCCGCGCUGCAUUAUGUCAAACUUACGGAUGUACCGAGCUAUCUGGACCAUGCGUCCAGAGCGGUGUUCGCGACAAAGAAAUGCCCCUUUCUGCUUCAGGUACUGUGAUCGCAAAUUGCGAGAUCCGGUUUGUAGAUCUUGACGGGAAAGACGUCGGAGCCCGAGGGCCCGGUGAGAUUCUCUGCAGGGCACCAAAUGCAAUGAUGGGAUACAAGGACAAUCCAGAGGAGACAGCAAAGACGAUUUCAGAGCAUGGGUGGCUACACACUGGUGAUCUAGGCUAUCUGGAUGAGCAGGGGUAUCUUUACAUCUAUGAUCGACUGAAGGAAAUGAUUAAAUACAAGGGAUUUCAAGUCGCACCUUCGGAGCUCGAGAACAUCAUUAUUCAACAUCCUUCGGUACACGAGGCCGCGGUAGUUGGAAUAUGGAGUUCCAAGGAAGAUACUGAAAUCCCCCGAGCUUUUGUGAGUUUGAAGCCGGACCAUGGAAGACGCACCGCGGACAUCCAAGAAGAAAUCGCUACAUUCGUAUCGACUAAAGUUUCCAACUACAAGAGGUUGAGAGGAGGCGUGGUGAUCAUUGAUGCAUUACCGAGAAAUCCAACGGGCAAGCUGCUAAAGAAGAAGUUGAAGGAGUAUGACGUGAAAGCGCAGCAUGCCGGGGAUAAAUUGGCCUCGAAACUCUGA
Molecule: messenger RNA, 1617 nt
Organism: Penicillium cataractarum
Lineage: Eukaryota; Fungi; Ascomycota; Eurotiomycetes; Eurotiales; Aspergillaceae
Exons: 5
Coding region: 1-1617 (538 amino acids)
Molecular function (GO): CoA-ligase activity
Source: RefSeq, a predicted model, not a curated record